AUGAAACUACUCAUCCUCAGCUUCCUAGCCCUCCUCCUCAACCCGACCACCUCCUCCCCCUUAGCUCCUCGUCAAGCAACAAACGGUCCCCACCCACCUACAAUCCUCUGGUCCUGCACCGGAAACACCGACUCCACCCUCGACAUCCCCUCCGUCUGUUCCAACAUGUGCUACGGCGCUUACUGCCGUGGCUAUGGCAGCAGUCUCAUGUUUGACCCUUUGGCAACCUCACUUCCUCCUGAUGUCAUUGCCGUCAGAAAGGCAAAUGCGGGUUGUUACUGGGGCGUUAGUGGACAACCUGAUACUGAACAGGAUCGAUGUCAGAAUGAAGGGAUGGAAUGUAAUGUGUAUCCGUACAGUUCUGCUGUUGAGUACGCGGUCGAUGCCAAGCAUGGAGGGCCGGUUAGUAGGUGUGUGGAUAGGGGGGAAGAUGCUCGACAAACCGCCAUGCUCAACCUCUUCUACACCUCCACCGGUCCAUGGUCGAACUCCCAAGGUCUAAACUCCUCUGACUAUCCGGUGGUUUACCAACAAAUCUUUGCCAAUGCAGGAGAGUUGGCUUACUGUUCUGGCCUUCCCUCAGACUGUGUCACCGAUGGCUCAGAAUUCGACCGUAAUGGUGUUAUUUUCACAUAUGAUCCUCUACCCGGACAAACCAGACAAAGAAGAUAUAGAUUGAGUGGGGGAGGUAAUGUCACGGUGAUGCAGGAGAUGGAGAUAGGCAGAGAGGUUUUGUUGCCGAGGGUUAGGAACGGCAAAAAGUUUUUGGAGGUUAGUGAGAGGCGAGUUAGGGACAGGAAGGGGUUAUUGGAAGAGUUGCAACAAUUGCUGUACUUUGAUGUUGAAUUGAUUCAGGAGGAAAUUUUUGAUGGUCGUGUCUAG
This is a messenger RNA of Aureobasidium melanogenum CBS 110374, 882 nucleotides long. RefSeq lists its product as uncharacterized. The transcript is spliced from 2 exons. The record is from RefSeq and is a predicted model, not a curated record. NCBI's taxonomy places the organism in Eukaryota, Fungi, Ascomycota, Dothideomycetes, Dothideales, Saccotheciaceae. The coding region runs from base 1 to 882 and encodes 293 amino acids.